GGUGAAGGUGCCUAGGGUCACCUGCAGGCAAUAACGGAAGCAAUCGACAUGACACCGUCGGACCCUACCGAAAGAGAGGGACGUUUGAUUGACAGGUGAGAACAAAACGCAUCAGAUUGUGGUCUCAGAAUAAUUGUCAUUCUAACAUCACCGUGGGCAAACAUGACAUUGUUGAUAAGCCGCAAUCGCCUCGCCGCUGAUUGGUCCUUUCGCCACUGAUAUCCGGGGAUCGGCAUCGGAACAUCCUUGACAUCACUAAUCCCAUCCAAAACUUCCGCCAUCUCCAAACACUCCAAAUCCACUGCGCAUCUCCAUUCUCUCACCACCACAUCCUCCCUCACAGCCUUCACAAUGUUUGCGCGAACAGUAGCUUCAUCCCUGCGACAAGCCUCCCGGCCUGUCGCCGUCCGCUCAACAGCUCCUCUCUUCCGCACACCAAUCUCCCUCCUCACACCCUUCCAAGCCCGUCUGCUCUCCGACCAAACCCGCUCCGCGAUCGACAAGGCCGUGUCCUCCGCGCCCGUCGUUCUCUUCAUGAAGGGAACCCCCGAGACACCGCAGUGCGGCUUUUCGCGCGCCGCCAUCCAGAUCCUCGGCCUGCAGGGCGUCAACCCCGAUAAGUUCGCCGCCUUCAACGUUCUCGAAGAUCCUGAGCUGCGUGAGGGUAUCAAGGAGUACUCCGACUGGCCUACGAUUCCUCAGCUCUACGUCGCGAAGGAGUUUAUUGGUGGAACGGAUAUUCUGGUCUCGAUGCAUCAGAACGGUGAUCUGGCGAAGCUGUUUGAUGAGAAGAAGGUUAUUCUUGAGGGGGAGCCUGAGCAGAAGGAAUAGAGAGGCGAUUGCGAUCGGUCGAGUGUAUAACAUGGUGUAAUAGUGAAGAGAUACCUCUGUAUGACAGAUACGAAUGUACAGAAAAAGAACGGAAUAGACUGGUGUGGUCAUUUGCAUCUCGUCCUCUGGUGCUGUGAAGAAUCGGGGUUUUGUUGGUAUGUCGCUGGCGGCAUUGCCGUACAUACUAUUGCUGCCAAUCGCUGCAGCUACUCUGACUAGAAUGGCAAUUUGAAGUGCGCGCCUGUUCAUUCUCUACGAGCAGAAUACGAUGAAGAGCUGCGAAGGGUCACAAUGCCAAAGCAGUCCGAAAUAGCAGCCAUGGCCUCUCAGUUUUCCCAUCACGAAUGACGGAAACGGGUUCAUUGCAAUGAGUUUGGGGGUACUGUCGUCUCUUCUCGAUCGGAGAAACACGCCACUUCUUCACUUCUUACCUGGUUGCCGGAGCAGUUCGUCAACGGAGUCACAUUAUAAGGCGUCCCACCGCUCAGUGCAUUGCGCUUUUAUCCGUCUCAGUUUAUCCCUAGGUCUAUAUUCCGAAAUCAAUGGUCUAUGUCUAUAAAGUCUAUAUCUUCCAGUUCAUAUCCGCCAAAUCUCAGCUCAUACCACAAUGCCCUGGGAUCUCUCCCAGCGUCUCUGCCAAGCGUCCAAUAGCACAGUUCGCGAAUGUCCCUUACACUGCGGCACAAAGGCAACCUCAAUCACUGCACUUCGCCCCAUCUCAGCAUAAUCACGCUUCAUAGCACAAGCUAUCUGUUCAAAUCUAGCCAUCACCUUUCGAAACUCCUGAUUAUCAUUUCUGGGUAUACGUUCUUGAAAAAGCACCCCUGGGGCUUCGAGCGAGAUGAGCAGCCAGUCAAAGUCAUGCCGCCAAUUCAGGAGCCGAAACACAAGCUCUCGGGGGAAUAAGAAGAUCUCUUCGCCGUGCGCGAGGCGGAAAUUGAGUCCCGGGAGGAUAUCGUAGCUGAAUAUGAGGUCAACGCUGGGCUUGGGUUCUGGUGAUAGGGAUCUUGGGAUUUCGGAUGGUGGGCUGGACGGCAUUUGUUCAGAUUCGAUGGACUCCCGUACCCCCAUGGGUCUGGAUUGAUUGUCAUUGCGGUUCGCUUGCUGGGACUGCUGAGUGGAAUUAUUUGAGUUCAAAGAUGAAGGGGGAGGUGCAUUGGGAUCUCUGUCGCGACAUUCAUUUGUUUCCAGCCCCGUCUGAGUGCCCGUUGAAGUAGUAUGCGCCGCCGAUGGAUUGCUCCCACGCUCUCCAUGAUCAACUCCCAUAUUUGGUCGUGGAUUGGGCCCCGUAUGCCUAAGAUUAUCUUGUAAAUCUUGCAUUUGACUUACACGUCGGGGCUGCGCGUCAGGAAUUAGAUGUCCCGAUUCAUCAAUACCCUAAGUUAUCUGAAGUUAGUAACGCAUCCCCUCGAGUGGUGUCAUCACACUCACAUAUCCAGCCAACUCGUCCGGACUAUAAUUUAUGCGAUAAGGGGCCGCACGUCUGUUAUGCAUGAUUUUGUCCUGUCUCGAAGUUUGGCUUGACUGAGGACUCUCUGAAGAAGAGGAAGAAUCACCGUCUUCAUUGGCUGCUGCUCUGAAGACGGUUAGUACUUUUGUCAUGCACAUCUAAACUAGAGAACCAACACUGCAUUGUAUGGGCCCUCGUGAUCUGGAGGAGAUGGUGUAGGGCUCUCGCUGCCAAGAACAUUGCUGGGAUUCCUCGGACGCCGGCCGUUGUUGGCUGCAGUCAUCAUUCGUGGACGUGUUGAGCGCAACCUCUUCCCGUUAUCUUUCAGAUUGCAUCGAAGGAAGAACCAAACGAUGUUGGUGUAUAUCCUAUAUUACAUUGUUAGAGAGAACCCAAGUGACGAGGGAGACAAGUUACUCGUAUUGAUCUCUGGGGUACCGAAGAGAUCCGUCAUCGCUCGUACUGGGCCAGUACAAGGAACCAUUCUCACAAACACAGAUGUAUUCAUGUGCCAUCUCAAUCAGCCCCUUUUGGUGGACUAUAUCAUUUCUAUCGAUCAGAUCCUUACCCGAUAUCCUAAGUCUGGUCAUGAAUUGGGAGCGGAAUUGCUCGAGACCUGCUUGGUAGGCAGUUGCUCCCUUCUGGCGACUUCUUUGCCUCAAAUCCCGACGUAUAUCAACCAAAUUACUGAUUGAACCGGAUGUAGCAAAUAUAGCCAUGUAUUGGCCAAGGGAACAGCCGCAAGCCAACUCCAUGGCUAGUAGUGGCGACUUGAGAAGCAGAUAGUUGCUGGAGUGAAAAGCAGGCACAAGCCAUUUGCUAAGCAGCACACAUAUUUAUUAUUGUCUGGGUAAUCAACAAAAAAACAGGUUUUCGAUUGCUUUCUCUCCCGUUCUCUCUAUCUUGGCCGUCUCGUCAUAGGAGGCCUGCAUGGCGGUGAUUCUGCCUAGCAGGCCUUCUCAGCGUGAAGCCCCUUGCAUAAAGUGUUCUAUGUUUAGUUGAAUAGCAUUGAAUUGUUCUAUCUUUUGAAACAACUACAGAAUCUGUGCCGC
Messenger RNA from Fusarium verticillioides 7600, 3333 nucleotides. RefSeq names its product monothiol glutaredoxin. NCBI's taxonomy places the organism in Eukaryota, Fungi, Ascomycota, Sordariomycetes, Hypocreales, Nectriaceae. The transcript has 2 exons. The record is from RefSeq and is a predicted model, not a curated record. The coding region runs from base 352 to 831 and encodes 159 amino acids.